Messenger RNA from Malus domestica (apple), 1008 nucleotides. Its product is annotated as disease resistance protein RUN1-like. Lineage: Eukaryota; Viridiplantae; Streptophyta; Magnoliopsida; Rosales; Rosaceae. Gene Ontology annotation, biological process: defense response. Gene Ontology annotation, molecular function: protein binding. The record is from RefSeq and is a predicted model, not a curated record.
UCAUAUAGCCGACCCCACUUAGUGGGAAAAGGCUUUGUUGUUGUUGUUGUUGUUGUGGAUAAUGUGGAGAGUUCAUCCCAAAUUGAAGCCUUAAUUGGAAAGCAACCUUCAUUUGGUGGCGGAAGUCGAAUCAUUAUAACAACUAGAGAUAAACAGUCACUAAGCAGACUUGGUGAUGAGAUAUAUGAGCCCGAGUUUUUAAACAACAAUGAUGCUCUCAAGCUGUUUAUGCAGUAUGCUUUUAGUAGAAAGCAACCCACAGAAGAAUACAUUGAUCUGUCAGGCCAUUUCACAAAAUAUGCUCAAGGUUUGCCUUUAGCACUCAAAGUCUUGGGAGCAUUUCUCGAAAACAAAAGUGAACGUGCGUGGACAGAUGAGUUAAAGAAAAUAGCCAGAAAUCCGAACCCGGGAAUCCAGGAAAUGCUUAGAACAAGCUUUGAUGGACUAGAUAGAUAUCAGAAGGAAAUAUUUCUUGAUAUUGCAUGUUUCUUUAAACAAAUGAAGAAAGACUUUGCAACAAGGAUUAUGGAGGGUUGUGGCUUCCAUCCCCAUACCGGAUUAGACGUUCUAGUUGGUAGAGCUCUUGUCACUAUCUCAUCUGAUGGUGUACUCGAGAUGCAUGAUUUACUAGAGGAAAUGGGUCGCGAAAUCGUACGCGAGAAAUCUAUAGAAGAGCCUGGGAGUUGCAGUAGGUUGUGGAGCGAUGAAGAUGUCCGUCAUGUGUUAACUAAAAAAACGGCUACUGAAGCAGUUGAAAGCAUAAUUGUGCAUUGGCCACACUCAGACAAUGUGGUGGAAUUAGAUACCGCUUUUCUUAAAAUGACAAAACUAAGGCUACUCAGAGUCCAUACCCACAAUAUUCUACCACUGAACAUGCCAUAUGGUCAAUGGAAAUACAAGGAUCUAAAGUUUCUCUGAAAAACUAAGUUAUCUGUUCUGGCACAAUUGUCCCCUAAAGUCUUUAUCGUCCAAUUUUAACCCCGAGAAUCUUGUUGAAAUUGACAUGCA